Messenger RNA from Aedes aegypti (yellow fever mosquito), 2647 nucleotides. RefSeq names its product TOM1-like protein 2. Gene Ontology annotation, molecular function: ubiquitin binding; clathrin binding; phosphatidylinositol binding. NCBI's taxonomy places the organism in Eukaryota, Metazoa, Arthropoda, Insecta, Diptera, Culicidae. Bases 855 to 2429 code for a protein of 524 amino acids. Gene Ontology annotation, cellular component: membrane; endosome. The transcript has 8 exons. Gene Ontology annotation, biological process: signal transduction. The record is from RefSeq and is a predicted model, not a curated record.
GUGUGAAGUCCGCGAAGUCGCACUCCAAAUGCACUUUGUCACCUCCCGUGACAGCGAUUUUGUUGGAAACUUGUGUCACAACAAGAAAAUUUUCUGCGCUGAUUCCUCUCUAGCUGGAAAAAGUGUUAUUCAAUUUGUUUCCUGUUCGUGCCAUCAACAGUUAGUUACGCAAAAUAAGAGUGAACUCCUCAUAGACUAGUUUUGAAAUGAAGUGUUUUGUGUUUUUAACGGGUUUGUGAAAACACUAUCGGAGUUCCUGCGUGUGGAAAAAUCGUUCAAUCAUCGACCUUUGUUGUUGGAUUUGCUUUGUUUUUGGAAGAGGAGGAACAACUCCCCGGGAGAAACGGAAUCCAUGGUGGGCGUUGGAGGAAGGCGAUGAUGAUUCAUAGCAGCCGUUCCUUGCACUGGAUGUUAUGUCUAGGUGUAUGUUUUCGUUAGUCUGUCCGGUGAGGAGAAUGUGUGCCGUUACGGCAAUCGUUUUGGCUGGCUUCUAAUAUUCGACGAUUGUGUGACCAGGGACCAGACGACUGACCACGGAAAGGGGAAUCCGUGGAACAAGGUUCUGAAGAAAAACUGCGUGUUUGUUAUGAAGAUAUCGUUCACGGUUUGAAACACCGUAAAGUGAAGAAAGAGAAGAAUCGGACCAGCAAAGCCUAAAAAGUGCUCUGCCUUUUGUCGGGAAGAAGGAAAGUACCCGCAGCUAAUAGAAAUAAUUUCUUGUUAUUGCUUUGUGUCUGGGUCUCAGUAGAAAAAAAGUGCUCGUGAAAGUGUGAAAUUGAUUUGGAGCGGAACUCUUCGGAUAAAGGAAGGGAAGAGACCAUCCGGAGAUUAACAGCUGUUUACUUCCAGCAGGGAUGGCUUCGUUUUUCAAUGUUGGUGCCCUCGGGGGUAACCCGUUCUCGACGCCGGUUGGACAACGAAUAGAACAAGCCACGGAUGCCAGCUUAGCGUCGGAAAACUGGGCCCUGAACAUGGAGAUAUGCGAUCUUAUCAAUGAGUCCUCGGACGGCGCCAGGGAUGCCAUGAAAGCCAUCCGGAAGCGACUGGUACAGAAUGCCGGCAAAAACUACACCGUUAUUAUGUACACCUUGACCGUUUUGGAAACAUGCGUCAAGAAUUGCGGCAAAGCAUUUCACGUGCUCGUUGCCAACAAGGAAUUCAUUCAGGAACUGGUAAAACUAAUCGGACCAAAAAAUGACCCACCGCCCAUCGUACAGGAGAAGGUGCUGAGUCUUAUCCAGAUCUGGGCGGAUGCCUUCCGCUCUCAGCAGGAUCUGAACGGGGUGGUGCAGGUGUAUCAGGAACUGAAAAACAAGGGCAUCGAGUUUCCUGCCACUGACCUAGACUCACUGGCGCCCAUCUACACGCCGCAAAGGAGCGUACCAGACGGAGCGGCUACAGAUAAUACUAUGUCUGUGUCGCCACAUCAUGCGUCUCAAACACCAAAUUCGCCGGCUAUGCCUCCACCAUCCUCGAUGUCGCAGGACCAGAUUGCGAAGUUGCAAUCCGAACUGGAUAUCGUCACAAUGAACAUGACCGUACUGGGAGACAUGCUGACCGAGCUAAAGCCCGGACAGGAAGAUCCCUCCGAUUAUCAGCUACUCACAGAAUUGGCCUCCACGUGUCGGGAAAUGCAAAGCCGAAUCGUUGAGCUGAUAGGGAAAGUCAACCACGACGAGCUCACAGCGGAACUGCUACGGCUAAAUGACGAACUAAAUUUGCUCUUCGUGCGGCAUGCUCGCUUCGAGAAGAACCGCGAUCCAAAAACAGCUUCCUCGGCGACGCCAUCGGCCAUCCUGGGGGCUGCGAUGGGCGUCCCUACCGAUCUGGUGGCAUCCACCGGAGGUGCGGACAAAAAGGAAUCGUUGAUCGAUCUCAGUGACGAAGCCAGCGGCGGAGGUGGUGCCGCGUUGAGCACACAACUUGCCGGGCUCAGUUUAGCGGGAACGGGAACAACGGCUUCGUCUCAGUUGUCGCAGCUCAGCAGCGUGCCGGCCCAGUCCGGAGCAACCACGGGUAGCAGCAGUACCAAGAAGUCCAUCCCACCGGAUGUGGUGUCCGAUGAGUUCGAUAUGUUUGCGCAGUCCCGGAACACGACAGGGGAUACCGCUAAGGACACCGCAAAGUUGAACCAACCAGGACAACCCAAAACAACUCCGCUGAACGCUCAAGAUACCGAGUAUGAUGAAAUGGAGAAGUGGCUUGGUAACCCGGACGAUUUGGAAAACCUGGACCCAUCCAGUGGCAGUGGCAACGGCGGUGGUCCAGAAGAAAGUCUUACCAGUAAGGAGUUUGAAAAGUUCCUUGCCGAAAGGGCAGCUGUCGCCGAUAACCUACCGUCAAUCUCCAGCCAAAUUGGCGGUGGAGGUCCAAACAGCGCCUCCAAAGGAGGCAAGAAAAAGGAAGAGGAAGGAUUAUUGGCGCUGUGAAUGGAGUACGAGGUCUACGGGUAAGUUUGUGGGGAUUUUCAUUGCGCCGACCUCGGACAUUAUGGGUGUGGUUAAGUGGGAUUAUAGUAUGUGAUAGAUGUCUUUUGAGGCGAAGGAUCUUAAUGAGUCGACUAUGUUUCAAAAGUACGUAAGUACAGACAAUGCACAGUGGUCCAGGAAUCAGUUUUACGCGGAACGAUGCAUUUUGAGCUUUAGAA